UUUACAAUACGUCAUAAUUAGUGCAUGGAAAUUAAGGUGUCGGGUUCACACUGGGAACGUCUUGUAAGGAUUAAUGAUUACCGAUUCCUCCGCUUUGUAAGGUAAAAUCCUGAUGAAUAAUGGCCGCUGGCUUCAGCCAUCCGUGACAUGCCGGUUCAGCAGUAUUAAAAAUCAAUACCUAUAUAGAUCAAGGUAUGACAUGUCUUGGAUACGUCAGUCAAUUUGAUCCGUACCCGGAUGUCAGAUUAUGAUCUAGAAUGAGGAGACAGUGGCGUACAAACACUAUAUGCCUUGGCUUGGCUUUUAUCAGUGUAACUGCUUGGAUUUUCUCUAGCCAAAUUUUCAGUUCAAAGAGGUCAAAGAAGUUUGUUGAUGAAUUUGAAGUGACAAGGACCGUGAACAAACAGUAUUUGUUACAUCCGCAGGCUGGGGUGGAAAACGUGGAAAACAGGGACAAACGCUACUCACAAGUCAAGCAGGACGAAGUGGUGUACGAAAUUCUGAAAAAAGAAGGAGGAUUUUUUCUUGACAUUGGUGCUCACGAUGGUCAGUUUUUGUCGAACACUCUCUGGCUGGAGAGAAAACACGAAUGGACCGGGCUUCUGAUCGAGGCCAAUCCGGAACUCUGUGAAAAAAUAGAUCAGUUAAAACGGAAUGCCUGGAGACUAUGUGCGUGUUUGUCAAGAACUCAGAAAAGCGUCUCCUUUAUCAAAGGGGGUGGUGUGGGAGGGAUCGCAACUCACAUCGAUGAGCACCACAUGAAAAUGCUGGACCAGAAAAACAAAAUAACUGUACCCUGCUACAGUCUGGAGCAGAUUCUGGAUUCUAUUGGAAUUCACCAUAUUGAUUUUUAUUCACUAGAUGUUGAAGGAGCAGAGAUGGCCAUUCUAGAAUCCUUGAAGCCUGGACUAGUGUCGGGCGCCUUCACGGUUGAUGUUUGGUCCAUUGAGUAUAGAGUGUGGGAUGGCCAAAAAAUAGUAGUGGACGAAUCCAUAAAGAAUCUGAUGGCCUUAAGAAACUACUUUAAAGAAAUAGGAGGAUAUUUUGAACAUUCACAGUUGUCAACGGAUGAAAACAACAAGGAUGGUUAUGCUCUGGAUGUAGUGUUUGUUCGUACAGCAACAUGGUGUAAAACCCGAGAAAGUUUUCCUAACGGGACAAGCUGCCCGGGAAAGGAGAAAGUGUUUCAUAUAGAAGACUAUCUCAUGGCCCCUCACCCUAUUAGAAGAGUGGAGAAUGCAGACAAAAUGUAUUCCCAGGCCGAGCAGGACAAAGUGGUUUACGACAUUGUUAAAAAAGAUGGCGGAUUCUUCGUUGACAUUGGUGCGCACGACGGACAGUUCCUAUCCAACACGCUGUGGUUGGAGAGAAAACACAACUGGACAGGUCUUCUGAUCGAAGCCAACCCUGACCUCUGUCGGCGAAUAGAUCAGCUGAAGCGCCACGCCUGGAGAAUGUGUGCUUGUCUGUCCAGCACGCAGAAGACCGUGUCCUUCAUUAAGGGGGACGGGGUAGGGGGCGUCGAGGAGCACAUUGACCAACAUCAUAUCAAAAUGUUGAACAAACAAAAUAAAAUAGUGGUACCCUGUUUUAGUUUGGAAGAUGCUUUAAAUAAAAUCAAAGUCAGCCAUAUUGAUUUCUAUUCACUAGACGUUGAAGGCGCAGAAAUGGCAAUAUUGGAGUCUCUAAAAGACGGACUGAAAUCGAAGCGUUUUACUGUGGAUGUUUGGGCGAUUGAGUACAGAGUGUGGGACGGACAGAAAGUGGUUGUGGAGAAAGCUUUAGAAAAUUUGAAUGCAUUAAGAAAAUAUUUCCAAAAUAUUGGUGGAUACAGUGAACAUUCUCAGCUUUCUAAUGAUGGGAAUUUUAAAGAUGGAUAUGCGUUAGACGUUGUGUUUGUACGUAACGAAAUGUGGUGUAGGACUCAUGACAAAUUACCAGAUGGUAAUCCUUGUGCGAAAUAACGCAAGUGACUCUCAAGGAGAGUACUUGAAAACAAAGAAUCUCAAACACAUCCGUUUUGAUAUUGAGUAUUUUUCUAUGAGAAUCAUUAAAAUAAUAUGAACGUCUUGUUGAAUGUUUUUGCAAAAGUUUUGUUUCGUGUUAAGAAUUGAAAUGAGAUUUUUCCAUAUCAUGCAGUGUAGAAAUAAAAUGAACAUAAAUUGUGCAUAUCUCAAUAACUUGUAUACUUGGUGUAUAUUGAUGAGCGUGGUAUGUACUAAUGGCUAAUGACACAAUAAAUGUUACGGUGAUAUA
Messenger RNA from Saccostrea cuccullata (small rock oyster), 2256 nucleotides. RefSeq lists its product as uncharacterized. Bases 258 to 1964 code for a protein of 568 amino acids. Lineage: Eukaryota; Metazoa; Mollusca; Bivalvia; Ostreida; Ostreidae. The transcript has 2 exons. The record is from RefSeq and is a predicted model, not a curated record.